Molecule: messenger RNA, 642 nt
Organism: Solanum dulcamara
Lineage: Eukaryota; Viridiplantae; Streptophyta; Magnoliopsida; Solanales; Solanaceae
Product: putative phytosulfokines 6
Exons: 3
Coding region: 91-393 (100 amino acids)
Biological process (GO): cell population proliferation
Cellular component (GO): extracellular region
Molecular function (GO): growth factor activity
Source: RefSeq, a predicted model, not a curated record
UUCCACAACCCCUCAACUUCUACUAUAUAUCUUCCUAUCUCUCAAAUUGUCAAACCUAAAAUUAUAGUAGUACUACUCAAACUCAUACUCAUGAAGCAAUUAAGCAUAUCAUGUUUUCUUUUAUUUCUCAUCAUCUUCCUCUUUGUUUUCCUUUCACCAGCAUCAUCUUCCCGCUAUUUCUUAUCAACUACAAGUGAAGUGAAAGAGGAUGUAAAGCAUGAAGAAGUCAACCUUUCGUUAUAUUCAUCAGUUGACCACAUGGAAACCAACGAUAGCCUAAAUCUAAUGGGGUUGGAGGAAUGUAAAGAAGAAGAUGGAGAAUGCAUGAAGAGAAGGGUAGUUGCAGAAGCUCAUCUUGAUUACAUCUACACUCAGGACCAUAAUCAUCCUUGAUGUAUAAUUAAUCCUCUAAGAUAUAUAGCUGGUGUUGUCAAUAAAUUAAAGGGACUAGCUAGAUAGCUUUUAACACCUUUUCUUUUCAACAUUAAGUAAUCCUCUUAGUCCUACCUACAUUUUCCUUUUUGGUGUCAUUUCAUUUCUAACUUCUAUGUUUGGCAUACAAAUGUGGUUUUUAUUUGUUUCAUCCCAAAAAAUCUUAACUUGUAACUUGUGUGUUCUAAGCUACUCCCUCCUUCACUUUUA